Molecule: messenger RNA, 1383 nt
Organism: Humulus lupulus (European hop)
Lineage: Eukaryota; Viridiplantae; Streptophyta; Magnoliopsida; Rosales; Cannabaceae
Exons: 1
Coding region: 1-1383 (460 amino acids)
Source: RefSeq, a predicted model, not a curated record
AUGAGGAACACUCAUCAUCAUCAUCAUCAUCACCCAACAGUGGGCCAACUUUCACUAUCCCAAAGGGCUAGGAAUAAUAAUAAUAAUAAUAAUAGCACUAGUAGUGCUAAUAGUACUACUGCUACUCUUGUUGUACCUCAAAGAGUUCAACUGGUUCAAACAGUCAACAUUGACUAUUUCCCUGUCCAAAACCAAGUAGUUUCUGGUAAUGAUGAUAAUGGGUUUUGUUUCACUGAGGUUUUCAGAACCCAAGAGGUUGUCAGAACCCAAUUUCUGAACUCAGCCACAACUAGAGAUCGGUUUUUGCAGGCUCCAAAUCACCAUCAGAUCAGUAGUCACUGCUAUGGUGGCCCUAGUCAAUCCCAAGCUCAAGCUCAAGCCCAAGCCCAAGCCAAUCCCAUAUUCAAUCAUGGUAACAAUACUAACCCAGUUCAUCAUCAUAAUAUUGGUUAUCAAUAUAAUAAUAAUCAGUGUUUUAAUGGCUCCAAAGGGUAUAAUAAUUCUUCUCAUUAUCAAUAUGCUGCAAACCCUAGUCAUGUUUUUCACCAAAACCCAUCACAAUCAUCAUCAUCAUCAUCGUCUAGACUGAGGCUUAUUGAGAGUGAUGAGCAUGGAGAAGAUGAAGAAGUGAUUGUUUUUGAUGUUCAGCCAAUGAAUGUUGAUUUAUUUUCUUCUGAAAAUGACCCAAUAUUCCCUGACACCCAACGAAAACAAAAACGAAAACAAAAACAAAAACAAAAACGAAAACAAAAACACUCACCACCACCACCACCACCACCGUCCUCACCAUCCUCACCACCAAGUCAUGAAGAUGAUGAUUAUGAUGAUGAUGAUGCUGACUUCAAUGUUGAUGAAGAAGAGCUCAAGGAGUUAGAGGAAGAAGAAGAAGAGCUUGAUGAGGAUCUUGAAGACUGUGACUUGGAGAGUAGUGAUGGGAGAACACAUAGUCUUCCUUACAGGAAAUAUGGACCGUACACGUGUCCAAAAUGCAAAAAGGUGUUCAAGACUUCACAACUGUUUGCUGCUCACAUGGGGUCUCACUACAAGUAUGAGUCUAAGGCUCAAAGGAAGAGAAGGCUGUUGGCUAAGUAUGGUCUGAGUAAGUAUCUUGAAAUGGUCAAGCCCAGGAAUAAUAAUGGAGUGAUCAUGACUAGAAUCAUGGUGACUACUCCUCAUCAUGAUCAGAACAGGUACAAUAAGAAGAGGUCCAGGCUCCAUAGAAGGUUGGCUAAUAAUAAUAAUAAUAAUAAUGAUAAUAAUGUUGGAGUUGGAUCAGUUAGAGUUGGAGAUGAUGAUGAUGAUGAUGAUGAGAGGAAACAACAAGUUCUUGAAGAUAUCAAAUUUGAGGGCUUGUUUCUUGAUGUGAAAAUUAAGGAAGAGUAA